AUGGCGUCUGCGAUUUUAUCAAGCAGAAAUGAACGAAACUCGGGUGAUUUUAUGAAAAUGUUCAUUGGAAAAAUCAGGAGCAAAUGCGGUCUUCUUGUCCGUCUGGAGCGGUGUUUAUCGGUUCGUCGACUAAUUCCGUACCGGCGAACUCACAUGGAUACAGUUCUGGAUCUGGAGCGGGUGAGGAACCUCAAGCAUUGGAUCUGUUCGACGCCGAUACCCAAAACACAUUAUCAACCCCCGUCGCUGGGGUUACCGCCGGCGCCAGAAGUUGAUUUGACGGUGAAAGAACGCCCAAAGAAUGCAGUCGGUCAGAAACGUGCGAAACCGUCUUCGUCAGCCAGGGAUACGAAGAAGCAUUGUGGUGCUCGUAUGAAGAACAAUACGCAGAGGAGUAAGCUCGUGAUGAAGAAAUGUGGGCAAAUUUUAGGUAAGCUGAUGAAGCACAAGCACGGUUGGGUUUUCAAUACUCCAGUUGAUGCGGCUGCUUUGAAGCUAAGUGAUUAUCAUAAAAUCAUCAACAAGCCGAUGGAUCUUGGAACUAUCAAGUCGAAGCUUACUAAAAACGAAUACGAAUCUCCUCUCGCCUUUGCUUCCGACGUCAGAUUAACCUUCCAAAAUGCCAUGCUCUACAAUGGCAAGGGCUCCGAAGUUUUCGCAAUGGCAGAGCUUCUUCUUUCGCUGUUUGACGAAAUGUUCGAUCCAAAUCAUCAUUCCAAGAGCCAAAAUCGUUCCACCAAACUACCCAUAGAACAAAAACCACUUCCAAUCGAAAAUGAGAAACCAGUAUCCAAUGUCAGAAAAUCAAACCCUGUACCUCCUCAACUCCCACUACAUCCAGGCAAUACAUCGAGUGAUAACAUCAGAAAGCCAAAGAAGCCGGAGAUGACAGAACAGGAGAAAUCAGAGCUAGCAGCAGGAUUAAACAAUCUACAACUGGAUCCUGAAGGCAUGGAUCAGAUAAUGGCAAUCGUUAAGAAAAGGGUUUCCAAAUUAGAACAAGAUGGAGGUGAAAUCGAGCUUGAUUUUGGUUUGCUUGAUGAUGACACGCUAUGGGAGUUGCAUAGGUUCGUUGGCAUCUCCUGUAAGAAGACAAUCACUAACAUGGGUUCUUCUGUACAGACUAACAACUCUCCAGAUAUAGAAGAGGAGAUUGAUAUAGGAGAAGAAAUCCCAUUAAGCAGUUUCCCAUUUCUUGAAAUCGAAAAAGAUGGUUUAACAGUGAGUAGUGGUGGUGGUGGUAGUAGCAGCAGUUCAACCAGUGAUUCGUCAUCUAGUGAUUCAGAUGGUUGUUCAGGGUAGAGGAAAUGGAGAGAUUUCUGGGGGUUUGUGGUGAAAAGUGAAAGGAGAGAAAUUCUAACUGUUUUUUUUUGGAGGUGUAGAGAAGGUUAUAUGUAAAGGAAUUAACAUGAUAUGAUAUGAUAUGAAGAAAGAAGUUUUAGUUAGAAGAAGGUGAAGUAGGAAUUGGAGGAAUGUAAUUGAGAUGGAAGAUGGAUGGAUAUGUAGAUACUGAAAAGUAUGUUCUAAAAAGUAAAAGAGUACGUUUUAUGGAUAGAUGUUUUCUAACUUGAAAUGAAUGAACAAUAAAAUUUGAUAAUUGAAACAAGGAGAUUUUGAAAAUGGAGAUUCUUGGUUAAAAAAUGGCAAUGAUUAGUUGAUCAUACGUGUGUAAUCCAUAAACUUAAUAAAUGAAAAAAAAAAAAAAACAAGCAAACUGACUAACAGGUUGUGGCCAUAAUUGUUAUUAUUAAUAUUUUCUUUUUAC
This is a messenger RNA of Lactuca saligna, 1765 nucleotides long. The record is from the annotation of a GenBank genome assembly. NCBI's taxonomy places the organism in Eukaryota, Viridiplantae, Streptophyta, Magnoliopsida, Asterales, Asteraceae.